This is a messenger RNA of Glarea lozoyensis ATCC 20868, 897 nucleotides long. Its product is annotated as NAD(P)-binding Rossmann-fold containing protein. Lineage: Eukaryota; Fungi; Ascomycota; Leotiomycetes; Helotiales; Helotiaceae. Gene Ontology annotation, biological process: phytol metabolic process. The transcript has 7 exons. Gene Ontology annotation, molecular function: trans-2-enoyl-CoA reductase (NADPH) activity. The record is from RefSeq and is a predicted model, not a curated record. The coding region runs from base 1 to 897 and encodes 298 amino acids. Gene Ontology annotation, cellular component: peroxisome.
AUGACAGAUACAGAGCACUUUAGCCCAUACCGCGCAGACGGCAAGCUGUAUGGUUUCGUUUGUGUCGUGACAGGUGCUCAACAAGCUGUGGGACAAGCAAUCAUCAGAGAAUUGGCCGCUCAUGGUGCUGCUUGCGUUUAUGCCUGCGACAAAGGCACGUCCUCUGAUUAUACCGACCUGAUCGAGAGCAUUGCCAAAGAAAGUCCAAACACAAAAGUCAUUGGCUAUCCGUUCAAUAUAGCGGCAGAAGACGAGACUCUGGGACUCAUUGAUGAUGUGCUCAACUCUUGGGGCAGACUUGAUGUCUGGGUGUGCUCCUCUGGUUUACUGGGUCCUUCAUCAAUCGAUGCCACUACCCCAACGGACCUGCAAAGGUGUUUUGAGGCAAAUAGCAUGGCUCCCUUCUUUGCCUUGAAGUAUGCGCCGCCAGCUAUGACUAAGACGACGCCUAAAUUGGCAUAUCCAAACGCUGCUCCAAAAGAUCAGAAGUAUGGCUCUAUAAUUGUGGUCAGCUCCGUUGCAAGUACCUAUGGUGGAUGUUGGGGACCUGCCUUUACUAUGGCAUCACAUGCGGCUCUGGGGGUAGUAAGGGCUGGAGUAGCGGUGCUAAAAGGCACUGGUGUGAGAAUCAAUUGUAUCUCUCCUGGACAGAUUGAUGUUGGGGUUGAUCUUCAAGGGUUCGAUAUGCGAGGUAUGGCAGCACAAUUUCCGCCUGCAAGUCUUCAAUCAAAAGAAAGCCAAAAGAGCCAUAUCGGACUGGAAAGAUCAGGUCUCCCCAUCGAAGUGGGACGUGUGGCGGGUUUCUUAGCAAGUGGAUUUAGUUCCUAUGUAACUGGUGCAAAUAUGGUCGUCGAUGGAGGAGCGAGCGUGAUGAAUCCAUUGACCGUUCCUAUAUAG